AUGGCGCAUCUUGGCUUUGACUAUCUUCUUGCAGUAGCCAUGUUUCAACGCCUUCGUGGCCGUCAAUUUGAGAGCCAUCUUCUAGCCAAGGUCGGGCUAGCCAUUACCAUUAGCGCCAACGCGUGGACCGACGCCGGGCACGCCGUCAACCAUCGCUACGACAUCCUCUACAUGAUGGGCCGCGACGACAUCCCCGUCGGCGUCGGUGGCGACGGCGGGAUAUCCGACGCCGGCGACGUACAACGCAGCGUCGGUGGCUACCUACCACUCAUCGACCAGGGCAUGUCGACGGCCGGCGGCUGCCGGUACCGGCAGGCCAUCCCGCUCCCGGGGCGGCUGGACGUCGACACGGGUCCGGAAGGGCUUCCUCCCGCAGGGUUCCCGGGGGGCUUCUACAUGUGGGACCAAUUUGCCGCCGGCGUGGCCCUCUCCAGCAUGCGCCAUGGCGAAACCGGCAGCAGCAAUCAUGAGUUUGCCGAGCUUGAGUACAUGAACAUCACCGUGAGGGUGGAGUUCACAGUGGCCAUCUUGAGACUGGGAUCAGAGAUCCCUUUUGUCUGGUGCCGGGAAGCAACAGAGGCAGAUGCCAGGAUGGGUACACAAGUGUCCGGUCCAGAAGCAGUUCAGGUGCUUGUCGCAACAAGCACGAAGCCGAACACCAAUAAGAAUAGCCCACUGGAUAAGGAAUUUUCGGAGAGAUUCCUAGAGGUUCUAAAUCUCCCAAAAAAACACUGGCCGUUUCAACAUAAGUACACAGUUCCAUAUUACAGAGAGGUUCUCUACAAGCUGGAUUUCAUGAAUGUAAGUAGGGGCAAGCCAGUCAUUUUUGACAUGGACAUGAGCCCUGGAGAUUUUGUGUCACUCAUAUACCUCCUGAAAGAACCUAGACAUGAAAUUGAUCUGAAGGUGAGACAAAAUAUUGCAGUUAAUAAUGUGGUUCGCUCUCUUUUGUACACUGAAUGCCUGACAAACCUCACUCUACUAAUCAUUUUAGGCUGUUUGAUCAAUGCAAAUGGCUGGGCUAAUAGUGCUAGCAUUGACAUUGUUUAUGAUGUUCUACAUAUGAUGGGCCAUGACGACAUUCCAGUAGGUCUUGGCAAUUCUACUGCAUUGGGCAGUCCAACCCUUGGUUGCAACAAUUCUUAUGCUAUCCCUCUUGGAAGUGGUGGAUUUGUAGAUUCAGACACAUUGUAUGGACUGGCUCGGUCGUUGCCAAGAAGUCCUCGAAGGUUCACUUCUGAUGAUUUAGAUCAUCCCGAACGCCGGCACCCACAUGCUUUUGAUGUUUGGCAGUCAGUUAGGAAGCAACUUGGUCUAGGUCAGAAGAUCACGGUUCUUACCAGCGGACCUCUCACCAAUCUAGCCAGCAUUUCACUAUCUGACAUGGACGCCAGCUCUGUCAUAGAGAGAGUUUAUGUUGUCGGUGGACUCAUUAGAGAUGGAAGUGAUGAGAAGGGAAAUGUGUUCACUGUUUCCUCAAACAGAUAUGCAGAGUUCAACAUGUUCCUCGAUCCACUGCAGCAACUUCAGAGGAAGCAGAAAAUCUAUCACCACAUGGUAAGUGACCUCUAUGGCAAAAGUGCAUUAGUAACUUCAAUUUGUUCCAUAGCCUAA
Messenger RNA from Miscanthus lutarioriparius, 1614 nucleotides. NCBI's taxonomy places the organism in Eukaryota, Viridiplantae, Streptophyta, Magnoliopsida, Poales, Poaceae. The record is from the annotation of a GenBank genome assembly.